AAAAAACAUGGCGGACGAACUCACUAAAAUUAGCGCAUAAAAUUGGCCCUCAAUUUCUUGAUAAUCUUGAACGUUAAUUAUGAAUAAAGGGUGUCAAAAGUGCUUCGUUUUGCAGAGGAGGCUACUAGACUGCAGAAAAAGCUUUUGUUCGAAAUCUUCAAGAACGCUAUCAAAGACGAGAGGUGAAGAACGUAGACGUGUGGUGGUCACUGGCUUGGGGUUGGUGUGUCCUCUAGGAGUUGGUACGAAGCAUGUCUGGCAACAACUUAUUAGUGGUCGAUGUGGAAUUACGAAAAUAACUGAUAAAGAUUAUGAUACAAUACCUGCAAAAAUUGCCGGCUUUGUACCUAAAGGGGCUCACAGUGGUCAAUUAGAUAUUGAUGAAUGGCUCAAAGUUGUAGAUAAAAGAAGUACCUCAGAAGAGAGUCUUUUUGCUGUUAUUGCAGCAAGUGAAGCAUUGAAGGACUCUAAAUGGAAACCAACUACAGAAUUAGAAAAACAAAGAACUGGAGUUUGUAUAGGGUCAGGGAUAGGAGGAAUCAAGGAUAUUCCUGUGACAGGGGCAAUACUAAAGAAAGAGGGAUAUCGUAAAGUCAGUCCAUUCUUUGUUCCUCGUAUUUUAGUGAAUAUGCCUGCUGGUGUGGUCAGCAUGCAUUUCGAGUUACAGGGUCCAAAUCAUGCAGCAGCAACGGCCUGUGCAGCAGGAGCACAUGCAAUAGGUGAUGCAUACAGGAUGAUAAUGCAUGGAGAUGCUGAUGUCAUGGUAGCCGGUGGAGCAGAGUCUUGUAUCUCACCACUUAGUAUGGCAGGUUUUUGCAAGGCUCGAGCAUUAACGACCAAGUAUAAUGACAAUCCUCUUGAAGCAUCUCGUCCGUUUGAUAAAGACAGAUCAGGUUUCGUUAUGGGUGAAGGAGCUGGUAUCCUCGUCUUAGAGGAACGAACUCAUGCCAUCUCGCGUGGUGCAGAGAUACAUGCAGAAAUACUUGGAUACGGCAUGUCAGGCGAUGCCUACCACAUAACUGCUCCAAGAGAAGAUGGUCAAGGAGCAUAUCUAGCCAUGAGCGCAGCUUUGAGAGAUGCCGGCCUACAGCCACGCGAUAUUAGCUACAUCAACGCACAUGCUACUUCGACACCAAUUGGUGAUGCAAUAGAAAACAGAGCUAUCCAAAGACUUCUCGGAGACCACAAUAAUAAUGAUAUCAAGGUCUCGUCUACUAAAGGAGCCACAGGACAUCUGUUAGGAGCAGCAGGUGCAGUAGAAGCUAUAUUCACAGUUCUGGCUUUAAAACAUAAAAUGGCUCCCCCGACGUUAAACUUACACAGUUUUGACUCGCCGCAGGAAUUUACUUUGAACUACGUACCAAAUUCACCACAAGAACUGAACCCGACUUCAUCGUCUUCUCCUCUCAUCGCCUUGACGAGUUCUUUCGGGUUUGGCGGCACUAAUGCUUGUUUGUGUAUUGGAGAAGAAAAUUCUUGAUUUAAAGUUACGAUUUUAACUUUGAAUAAUUUUUAAUUUAAUCAAGUUUAAAAAUCUUUGUGUCAAAUAAGUUUAAAUUUAAAAAUCUUUGUUUCAAAUAAGUAGUUUAUUAAAAAAGUUUCUUUUAA
Molecule: messenger RNA, 1608 nt
Organism: Actinia tenebrosa (Australian red waratah sea anemone)
Lineage: Eukaryota; Metazoa; Cnidaria; Anthozoa; Actiniaria; Actiniidae
Product: 3-oxoacyl-[acyl-carrier-protein] synthase, mitochondrial
Biological process (GO): fatty acid biosynthetic process
Cellular component (GO): mitochondrion
Molecular function (GO): 3-oxoacyl-[acyl-carrier-protein] synthase activity
Source: RefSeq, a predicted model, not a curated record